GACCUAGUAGCUAGAGACGAUGCUCUCUCAUCGUACCUCCGGGAAAAAGCUUUUACCCUACCUAAUAUCGUCUUGAUAGAGCGCCAACUAUGUGAUCUAGAGCUCAUCAUCAACGGCGGUUUCAGCCCUCUAGAGGGUGAAAAAGAUUAUCAGAGUAUCGUCGACACCCUCCGUUUAGCGGACGGCACAUUAUUCCCCAUCCCAAUCAUCCUAGAUAUAUCUAAAGAAGACAUUGAACUCUCCUUGGACCAGAACCACGUGGCACCCCGACUAGGACCCCGAAAUUUUUUCGGAUACCAGUCGAGAAUCGACCUCAAAACGAGCCCUGUGGACGAUGUAUAUACGCCGGACCGCGUGAAGGAAGCGAUGCAAUUCUUUGGGGCUGACGACCCAGCUCAUCCUUUGGUUGGUUAUCUUCGCAAUCGU
Messenger RNA from Laccaria bicolor S238N-H82, 426 nucleotides. RefSeq lists its product as uncharacterized. Gene Ontology annotation, molecular function: sulfate adenylyltransferase (ATP) activity. Gene Ontology annotation, cellular component: cytoplasm. The transcript is spliced from 4 exons. The annotation marks the transcript as partial. Lineage: Eukaryota; Fungi; Basidiomycota; Agaricomycetes; Agaricales; Hydnangiaceae. The record is from RefSeq and is a predicted model, not a curated record.